CUACUGUCAAAAUAAAAAGUUGGUUGAUUUUUUUCUUUCGUCACGGGAAAAGUGGUGUGUUUGCGUUGUUUGUGAAGAUUACGAAUAAUCUGCGAAAUAAAAAUAAUAUCGAGCUUCAAGAAACAACAAAAAUUGCGAAAAGAAUGAGCAUCAGCGAUAAAAACGAUGGAAUUUCGCGAGAAGAGUGGCAAUCCCGUCUGGAAACUUUCCCUUUCAAGCAAGACGACAUGAAUAAAUUGAUAAUGAAUUAUUUGGUUACGGAAGGAUUCAAAGAAGCAGCGGAGAAGUUCCAAGCCGAGUCCGGAGUGGAACCUUCGGUAGACCUAAGCUCGCUCGACAACAGAUUGCUGAUACGGGAAGCCGUGCAGAAUGGACGAAUACAGGAGGCCACACAUUUGGUCAACCAGCUGCAUCCGGAAUUGCUGGACAACGAUCGCUAUCUCUACUUUCAUCUUCAGCAGUUGCAUCUCAUUGAACUGAUCCGAGCGGGAAAAAUCGACGAAGCGCUCACCUUCGCCCAAACUCAGAUUUCCGAAGCUGGUGAAAAUAACAAAGAAGUUCGAAACGAGAUAGAGCGAACUAUGGCUUUGCUGGCAUUCCCAGACCCACAGAGCAGUCCUUUUGCGGAUCUCCUCGACCAAACGUACCGGCAGAAGGUGGCCAGUGAACUUAACGCAGCUGUUCUCAAAAUGGAACACCUGGAACAGUCCAGUCCAAGGAUGGUCAACGUUCUCAAACUGAUUCUCUGGGCGCAAGCUAUGCUGGAUAAGAAAAAUGUCAAAUAUCCGGAAAUGAUCGACUUGACAACGGCCACUAUCGAUCCUAAAUAAAUGUGGUAGAAGAAGGAUUUAAUAAAAUAUACUUAUGUCUAACAAUAAUCAACAGUCGUACUUUUCUUUUAUAUUGUAUUCGAUAGGAAAAGUUUUUCUACAUUGUAUAAACAAAACGAUGUAUGUUUAGAUUACCUUUUGUGUUAGACUGCUUAAUACUUUGAGGCUUAGAUUCAUUUCAAUUUGUAUAGUUUAUAAUAUAUCAGUAAAAACUUUACUUUGAUGAAAUAGAGUUAAUAUAUUUAGUAGCCUCCUUCCAUUCUGUAAAAGGUAGCCUCGGACCUCGGGAAUUUUUUCUCCCGAUUCAAAAUCCGCGAGCAAGAUUACAGCGGUGUGAGACUGUCUUAAUCGAAGACAAAUUCAAUUCCACUAAUGAACGAAUAGUACGACUGUUACAUCUUAAGAGAAAUAAUUCACAAUGAAGGAAUGCAAAAUAUAAGGCAGUGUUUCUGGUUUCA
This is a messenger RNA of Armigeres subalbatus, 1288 nucleotides long. RefSeq names its product glucose-induced degradation protein 8-B homolog (gene Hou). Gene Ontology annotation, cellular component: cytoplasm; nucleus. Gene Ontology annotation, biological process: proteasome-mediated ubiquitin-dependent protein catabolic process. Gene Ontology annotation, molecular function: protein binding. Bases 144 to 830 code for a protein of 228 amino acids. The transcript is spliced from 3 exons. Lineage: Eukaryota; Metazoa; Arthropoda; Insecta; Diptera; Culicidae. The record is from RefSeq and is a predicted model, not a curated record.